AUGCUUCUGCUUGUGGCCAGUGUUACUGUUGUCAGUGUCCUUUUUGUUGCUGGAGUUGUUUGCAUACCACUAACAGACCAGGGGCCCCACAUUGACCAUGGCUGGAGCCAGGUGGUUCGGCUCAGGCAUCUCUAUGCCGCCAGGCCAGGACUUCACCUGCUGAUCAGUGGGGAUGGACGGAUCCACGGCUCUGCGGUCCAAACUCUGCACAGUCUGUUGGAAAUCCGUCCAGUGGAUUCAGGCUUUGUUGUCAUCAGAGGAGUAGCGACCGCACGCUUUCUCUGCAUAGAAGGCGAUGGAAGGCUGUACUCAUCGCACAACUACAGCAGGGACAACUGCACCUUCAGAGAGCAGAUCUUGCCUGAUGGCUACAACAUUUACAUCUCAGACAAGCACCGAGCCCUGCUCAGUCUGGGAAACCACCGGCAAAGGCUGCAGGGUCGAGACCGAGGGGUCCCAGCUUUGGCCCAGUUCCUCCCCAGAAUCAGCACCCUGGAUCACAUCUCACCACCUGGGCUAGAAUUUCCUGACCAGCCAGGGCUGACUGCCGCACAAACAGAAGAAUCCAUGGACAUUAUACACUCAUUUGGAAAGCUGUCUCAGAUCAUUCACAGCCCCAGUUUCCACAAGAGAUGA
Monopterus albus (swamp eel) is the source of this 636-nucleotide messenger RNA. It is a transcript of the gene fgf19, whose product is annotated as fibroblast growth factor 19. The transcript is spliced from 3 exons. The record is from RefSeq and is a predicted model, not a curated record. Lineage: Eukaryota; Metazoa; Chordata; Actinopteri; Synbranchiformes; Synbranchidae. The coding region runs from base 1 to 636 and encodes 211 amino acids. Gene Ontology annotation, molecular function: growth factor activity.